GGCUCCGCAUGCGCAGGAGGACACAAAGGGCACGGCGAUUGCGCCCCCGCCCCUCCCGCUCCCACGGCGCGCGCUCCCGCCCCGCGCUCCCGCCGCCUGCUUCGCGCUCCCGCCGCGCGUUCCCAUGGCGCUGAAGCGGAUACAAAAAGAACUAAGUGAUCUGCAGCGAGAUCCACCAGCCCACUGUUCUGCUGGACCUGUUGGAGAUGACUUGUUUCAUUGGCAAGCAACUAUUAUGGGACCUCCUGAUAGUGCAUAUCAAGGGGGAGUAUUUUUUCUCACAGUACACUUUCCAACAGACUAUCCUUUCAAACCACCAAAGAUUGCUUUUACAACAAAAAUAUAUCACCCAAACAUAAACAGUAAUGGGAGUAUUUGUCUUGAUAUCUUGAGAUCACAAUGGUCACCAGCUCUGACUGUUUCUAAAGUUUUAUUGUCCAUAUGCUCCUUACUUUGUGAUCCUAAUCCAGAUGAUCCUUUAGUACCAGAUAUUGCACAGAUCUACAAGUCAGACAAGGAAAAAUACAACAGACAUGCGAGAGAAUGGACUCAGAAAUAUGCAAUGUAAACUUUUGAAGACCUUUUCAUAUACCACAGAGUACUGUAAAUUCUAGUUUUUUUCAAAAUUAGAAGGAAAUGGAGCACAGUUUAUGGUUUCAAUGUGACACCCCUUGAAUUUUUUUUCACCCAUGUAAGUGUGUUUCUGGAGCAACAGAGAACAAACUUCUGAAAAUAACCUUAUGACUUUGAUAAGAAUAUUUAUCCUCUUUGUAUGCUUUGCAGAAGACAUUUAUUAUAGUUUUUAAGAGUUGGACACCUGCAUCUUCAGACUACAAGAUCUAUAAUUCAGUUGUAAAUCAAUGAAAUUAUUUUUGCUGGAAAAAGUAGCUGUUUUCAUGUGAUGAAUACUGUAUGUGUGUCAUUGAAGUAUGUUGUCUGUUUCAUACGUGUGUUCAAGUUUCUUUUUGUUAGUUCUCUUGUAUAAUUUGUAUUUUUUUAUUGUAUAGACUAUUUUAUUUACAAUGUAAGUCAUUUCAGUUUAGACUUGCUUGUGCACAGUAUUGACAAGAUACAAACUGCUAACAGUGAAAAUAAUUGGAGUAUCUCACCCAUUAGAAUAUUCUGAAGACUGACUGCAGACUUCUUAAAACCUAAAAUGAUCUUUGCACUGUAAAUUUUUGUAUGCUGAUUAUGGAGAAACACUUGGUUUUGAUUCUGUUGCAUACUUGACUUAAUUUUAUUGCAAUGUGAACUAAUUGCACUGGUAUGUAGAAAGAUAUGUAACUAUUUUGUUGCUAUUCACAACUGAUUUGUGACGUGUGGGCAACAUAAUGCUAUCACAGACCUUUUACAAAUCCAGAUGUAGCCUUUUCCAUAUAAAUAAAAUACAUUUUCUACUUUC
This is a messenger RNA of Passer domesticus (house sparrow), 1402 nucleotides long. It is a transcript of the gene UBE2D1, whose product is annotated as ubiquitin conjugating enzyme E2 D1. Gene Ontology annotation, cellular component: nucleus. The transcript is spliced from 7 exons. Bases 125 to 568 code for a protein of 147 amino acids. Gene Ontology annotation, biological process: protein K48-linked ubiquitination. The record is from RefSeq and is a predicted model, not a curated record. Gene Ontology annotation, molecular function: ubiquitin conjugating enzyme activity. NCBI's taxonomy places the organism in Eukaryota, Metazoa, Chordata, Aves, Passeriformes, Passeridae.